Molecule: messenger RNA, 1761 nt
Organism: Hippopotamus amphibius kiboko
Lineage: Eukaryota; Metazoa; Chordata; Mammalia; Artiodactyla; Hippopotamidae
Product: zinc finger protein 883-like
Exons: 5
Coding region: 1-1761 (586 amino acids)
Biological process (GO): regulation of transcription by RNA polymerase II
Cellular component (GO): nucleus
Molecular function (GO): RNA polymerase II transcription regulatory region sequence-specific DNA binding; DNA-binding transcription factor activity, RNA polymerase II-specific
Source: RefSeq, a predicted model, not a curated record
AUGGAGAACUUGCCCUCUAGGUUACAGAACUCAAUAACCUUUGAGGAUGUGGCCAUGGACUUCACCCAGGAGGAGUGGGCAUUGCUGGAUUCAUCUCAGAGAAAACUGUACAGAGAUGUGAUGCUGGAGAACUAUAGAAACUUGGCUUCACUGGGACGUCAACUCAGAAAACCUCCUCUCAUCACCCAGAUGGAGCAGGAAGAUGAAAUGGAGAUAGUAGAGAGAAGAAUUCACCAAGAUACCUGUUCAGAUGAGAUGAUUCUUGAAAUCAAACAACCGCAGCAAAAACAAGGUAUUUUGGAGAACUACACACUCAAUGGCAAGAAGGAACAAACUCUUGGAGGCAACCCCAUUCAAUGUAGUGAAAUUGAUGAAGCCUUGAGUGUGAAAUCCAGCAUUACUCAGAAUAAGAGAAUUUACUCUGGCAAGAAACCCCAUCAAUACCUUGACUCUGCAAAAGCCCUCAGAGAUUCUUCACAUCUUAAGCCACAUGAAGGAAUUCUUCCUCUGGAAAAAUCUUAUGAAUGUGAAAAAGAUGAAAAUGCCUCUAACUUAGCUGGGCACAAGAGACAACAUGCAGGCAAGACAUCCUAUGAAUGCAGUGACUGUGGGAAAGUCUUAAAUUCAAUCUCACACCUUAAGAAGCAUGAAAAAACUCACAUUAGAGAGAACCCUUUUGAGUGUAGUCAGUGUGGUAAAGUAUUACAGAGCCAUUCAUCCAUUAAGUUGCACAUGAGAACUCACACUGGAGAAAAACCGUUUAAGUGUGAUCAGUGCGGGAAAGCCUACAGCUCAAGCUCUUACCUUACACGUCACAAGAGAAUUCACACUGGGGAGAAGCCCUAUGAGUGCCACGACUGUGGAAAAACCUUUCGAGAUAGCUCACUUCUCAGACAACAUUCAGGGACUCAUUCAAGAGAAAAACCCUACAAAUGUAAUCAAUGCAGCAAAACCUUCAGUAGAAGCUCUAGGCUUACCAUACACCAGAUAACACAUACUGGAGAGAAACCCUAUACAUGCAAUGACUGUGGGAAAACCUUCAGUAUUCUCUCAUAUUUUAAAAGACAUAGGAGAAUCCACACUGGGGAGAUAGGCAUUGAGUGUAGCCACUGUGGUAAAGCCCUAAGUAGUAAGUCAUCUCUUAAGAUACAUCUGCGGAUACAUACUGGAGAGAAACCUUACAAAUGUGAUCAAUGUGGAAAAGCUUUUAGGCUGAGCUCCAACCUUAUCACACACAAGAAAAUUCAUACUGGAGAGAAACCCUGUAAGUGCAAUGACUGUGGAAAAGCCUUCAGGGAUCGCUCAUGCCUUAAAGAACAUGUGAGAAUUCAUACUGGAGAAAAACCAUUUACAUGCAAUCAAUGUGGAAAAGCCUUCAGAGUGAAAUCUUUCCUUGUUUUGCAUAAGAAAAUUCACAUGAAAAUGAAACAUGAAUGUAAGGAAUGUGGGAAAACCUUCCGUGGACCCUUAUCUUAUAGGAGACAUAUGAAAGUCCACACCAGGGGUAAGAAACCUUUUAACUGCAGUGAGUGUGGAAAAGCUUUUAGCAGGCAUGUGUCCCUUACAAUACACAUGAGAACUCAUACGGGAGAGAAACCCUAUGAGUGUAAUCAAUGUGGAAAAUCCUUUAGUGUAAAGUGUAAUCUCACUGUGCACAAAAGAAUACAUACUGGAGAAAAACCUUAUAAAUGCAAUGUCUGUGGGCAAGGUUUCAGUAAACCCUCAGCCCUUCAGCGUCAUGAGAGAACUCAUGCUCAAUAA